This is a messenger RNA of Ceraceosorus guamensis, 5198 nucleotides long. RefSeq lists its product as hypothetical. The record is from RefSeq and is a predicted model, not a curated record. Gene Ontology annotation, cellular component: cytoplasm; nucleus; RISC complex. Lineage: Eukaryota; Fungi; Basidiomycota; Exobasidiomycetes; Ceraceosorales; Ceraceosoraceae. Gene Ontology annotation, biological process: siRNA processing. Gene Ontology annotation, molecular function: ATP binding; RNA binding; ribonuclease III activity. The transcript has 8 exons. The coding region runs from base 121 to 5082 and encodes 1653 amino acids.
CUGGCAGCCAGCUAUUAUCUGAAUCCGCAUUCCGAGUAACGCGCUUGAUAGAUCCAGAUUGAGAGCUCCUUCGGGCGAGCCGCCCGCUCACACGUUCUAUUCGAUUGGCUGUUGGCUGCGAUGAGUGGUCACGAUUCCACUGCCGUCACACCGCCUCGAUCUCCAAUUUCACACCCACCAUCAACUCCAAGCAGAUCCAAGAGAGCUUUGAAGGACCUCGACGCACUUCGCGGUGCCCCAGAAAGUCAGCCUGGGCAAAUCUUGCCUUCAUGGCGGUCCCAAGAGAAUUCCGGCGCUUUGGGCAAUGCCUGCGAUAGCCCGAGUCCCGCAAGGGACGGCCGACUGACCAAGAAGGCCAAGGUCGAGCUCACCCCCAGAUCUUAUCAAAGCUACCUCUACGAAAUUGCGAAACGCCGAUCCGUCAUCGCUGUGCUGCCGACAGGCAGCGGCAAGACGCUCGUGGCUGCAAUGCUCAUUCAGCAUGUCCUCGACAUGCACCAAGGCCAACAUGCGCAGCGGUCCCCACCCGACGUUUUCAAGCCACCGACGCAGCCCACACCCCUGCCGGGCAACGAGCACACAUCGGAGCGCAAGGUCAUUCUCUUCCUCGUGAAUUUGGUCCCUCUGGUGCAUCAGCAGGCCACUUUCAUUGAAGAACACACCAACGCCAGAGUCGGGCGUCUCUUCGGAGGAGUGGGCGUAGAUACGAGGGACGAGGCACAAUGGGCUCACAUGACCAAGCAAGGCACGUACGACGUCAUCGUAGCUACAGCGCAGUGCGUGCUGGAUGGCCUUAUUCAUGGAUUCUUCAGCAUCAGAGAUAUUCAGCUGCUGAUCUUUGACGAAGCCCACCAUGCGAGCCUGGUCCACCCGUAUCGGCGCAUCAUGAACUGCUACUGGGACACGCAUCCCAAACAGCGUCCACACAUCUUUGGCAUGACUGCCAGUCCUCUCAAAUCUGGCGCAAGCUUCGAACACGCCACCCAAACCCUCGAGAGAACGCUGGACGCGAUCAUCUUGACGGCUCCGGAGGCGCACCGCGAAGAGCUCACUCGGGCCGUCAGUCGACCUCAAGAGCUCGUGGUGGAAUUUAACCCUGCGCCAUUGUCAAGUCCUAGCAGAUUUACAAAGUUCAUCGAGUCGGAAUUCGGUGCCAUGCCAGGCUGUAAACGCCUGCUGGCACGGAUCGACGAAGUGACGGCGGAAUAUGGGGUUCUGAUGGCUGACCUCGUCUGGAUGACUUCCUCCAAGGACAUACGAGCAGCUUCGCGAGAAUUGCAAGACUACAGGCCAUCGGCAGAAUCGGACUAUGAGCUGCUUAAUUAUGAAUGGCGCCUUCAGCAUGCAUUCGACGCCGACCUCAGUCAUGCCAAUUUGCCAGCAACAGCCAUAACACUAAGCAGCCUGAAGGCUAACCACAGCCCGACUGACGUUGUAGAUGAAAGCCAAGCGCCGGAUCUCGCCGCCGAUGCAGCCUGGCAGAAGCUGUCGGAAGAGAUCGAGCUCGACAAAGAGUUCCUUGAGGUCCUUGAUGCCGUUAUUCUACCGGACCGGCUCGAAGUGACGAGGGACAAUGCCACGCCGAAGAUCAUCGCCUUGGUAGAAGUGCUCAGAUCUCUGAGGAUGGACGGUCGUUUGUCGUCCGACUUCUGUGGGAUCAUCUUCGUGUCGAGGAGAGAGACAGCCAUGGCUCUCAAUGAGCUCAUCAAACGCGUUCCUCAACUCGAUUUCCUGCAUCCAGAGUGCCUGAUUGGACACGACGCUGACGCCCGACUCGGCAUGAGCUGGCAAGAUCAGAGCAAGUGCCUUGCACGAUUUCGACGCAGGGAUCCGACCAAUUUGCUGAUUGCCACCAGUGUCUUGGAGGAAGGACUCGACAUCUCGCCGUGCAACGUCAUCAUCCGCUUCGACCUCUUUCACACACAUAUACAAUUCGUGCAAAGCCGAGGUCGUGCUCGACACCAAGAUAGCCAGUACAUCAUUCUGGUGGAGCGAGGCAAUGCGAAGCUAAGCAAGUUGCUCGUGGCAGUGACUAGAGCUGAGCACGAGAUGCAGACAUGGCUGCACAACCUACCAGAUGAUCGAGAGCUUCCGACGGAUGCGCUCGCUACUUCCUCAAGAGGGGCUCUGGACGAUGGUGAGGAGGAGCUGAACGCAAUGGAAGCCAAGGUACAUCUCGACGAAAGGUCCACCGGUGCGCGGCUUCACCCAGCAGAUUGCCUUGGAGUGCUAUCGUAUUACGUUGCGAUCCUUCGAACAGAUGACUACUCCCCCUCAGCACCUGUGUACGCCUUCGAUCGAGGCUUGAAUGGCGUUUCUGCGACCGUCCAUCUGCCCGCCAAUGCGCGAUUGCGAGUCGUGCACGGACCGGCCUGCAAAUCGAAGAGAGUAGCCAGACGCUUUGCCGCUUUCGAGGCUUGUCGCCAUCUCCGAGCUUUAGGCGUGCUUGACGACCAUCUCGUGCCCCGCGUGCAUCGACCUCAGAUGGACUUCCAGCCGUUCGAGAAAACUGUGCACGGCAAGGUCAUGGGCACUCGCUUUCGCGAAAUUCGCCUGACCAUUCCUCCGCCGCGCGUAUUCUGCCGGCUUCCUCAGAAGACGAGCAACGAGCAGUUCUUGGUGCACGCAACCCUUUUGAAUCUGUCCUCCCUCGCAUCAGAGCCAAAGCCGCGAGACCUGCUUCUCAUCACGUUUGAACCGCUUCCCAAAUUGCCUGAACUACCGUUGCAUCUUGAGCAUGGUGCCUGUGUUUUACCGGAGAGCGCCGGCUCAGUGCCGAUACUUUUGACCCCCAGUCAGCUCUUCCUUUGCCGCAAGUAUACUGCUCUAGCUUUUGCACUGAUGACGCGCAAGAAACAACCUUCCGCAGCGUUGACGUUCUUUAUACUCCCAUUGCUCUCGGGACGGCGUCAUUCGGAGGAUUCUGCGCUUUCAAUCGACUGGCCAGAAGUCAAGCAUCUUGUCGACUCAAACCUCAGGCCCGUUGCUCUGACAACCUUCCUUGAUCAAGACGAGAUCCAAGCAGCGAAUGAGAUCCUGCGAGACAGAGUGAUCACGAGAGGAAUGGACGUACGAUGUGCGGCUCCUUUGCACGUGCUGGAUGUCGAUACGUUUGACGACCUUACUUUCGAGCGGAUUGAAGAGGUGCGGCGCACGUACAGACGCGCGUUCUCUGGGCCACCACAAGAGCAAGAUGUGACCUGUCUUAGGCCAGAUUCACCUUCUCAGCAGUAUUACGGUGGCGAGGCUCUGAUCAUCACUGCUCGGAGACUCCCUCGCUUCGACAAUUAUCUCUCCCCUCUCCCAAACGAAGGCCGGAGACGAACCGCUUACGCGCGCAAUCACUAUCUGGUCAGGGCUGCAUGCUGGCUGCACCCCAUCAGCGCCUCAUGCCACCGCGCCAUCAGCUUCGUUCCAUCAAUUCUGGCCCACGUGGAGCAUUUGCUCAGAGUCCACGAGCUGAAUGAUCGCCUUUUCGCGUCUUCCCUUGAUGUCUCGAUGCUACAGGUCGCAACCUCUGCCCCUUCGGCUGGUCGCGACUUCGAUUAUCAGAAACUCGAGUUUUUGGGAGACGCGUUCUUCAAAAUUGCCGGGAGCUGCUACGUCUUCUCCCGCACAAUUACGCAGAAUGAAGGCGAGCUGCACGUGUCUCGACUCAAAGUCAUCAGCAACGCGAAUUUAGUGCGCAAGGCAGUUCAGCGCGGCAUCUGGCAGGCUUGCCAGGUUUCAAGCUUCUCCCGUAAGGGCUGGAGCCCCGUGGCUCAUCAAGUGCUCACGUUCAAUGGAGGUGCCAAGGUCAGCGAGAAGCUGUUGGCUGACGUUGUGGAAGCUUGCAUGGGAUCUGCGCUCAUGCUCGGCGGGGAGACUCUAUGUCUCAGCGUCAUGAGCCAACUGGGGCUGUGGCCAGAGGACUACAAGAUGCUCUCUGAUAUGCAUGGCAACUGGGACAAGCAGCGCAGCAAGACUGUACCAAGUGGUGGCAACGAGCCUGAACGCAUCAAUAAGCGAGCUCUGGAGAAGCUGGAAAACCUCUUGCAGUAUCGAUUCAGCGAGCCUGAGCUGGCUUUGGAAGCCCUUAUGCACCCGUCCCUCAUAGCUUCGGAUCUCCCCAGCUACCAGCGACUCGAGUUCCUAGGGGACGCCGUCGUCGAUUUCCUAGUCGUCGAUCAUUUGCAAAAUAGCUAUGGAGAGCUCGACGAGGGUGCUCUCACGCUGCUCAAGGGAAAUGCUGUCUCCAAUGCCGCUUUUGGCGCUCUGUGCGAAGCCAUUGGUCUUCAUCACUUUCUGCAACAUUCUGACGCUACGCUUGCUCGAGCAGCAUUCGAAUAUGCCACGCAAGCCGCUAAAUCGAGGGCGGAGCAAGAGGCAAAGGAGGCGAAAGAUCGCAGACAGUAUUGGUGGCACUUGUCACCUCCAAAGGCGAUGGCUGAUAUUUGCGAAUCGAUCAUGGGAGCAGUAUUUACGGACAGCCAUUUCAACCUUGAAGUGGCAAAGUCGCUGUUCGAUCGCCUCUUCCUCCCUUUCUUCAAGCAAUACGUUCGACCGGAAACUGUAGUCAUACACUCCACUGCGGCGCUGUCCACUAUCUUGCAGCAGCUAGGAUGUCGGAACUAUUCUUUGGAGCUCACCGAAGCGGAGCUAUACGCCCAGAAAAGUUUCAAGCGUAUCGAUCUUCGUUACGAUGCUCCUGAGCCCAGCGUGGGUCUCAGAUGCAGAGUCGUAUUUCAUGGAAUGCUUCUUGGCGAAGGGCUUGGCGUAGGACGACAGCAAGCUCAGACGGAAGCGGCUAAAGCCGCGACUGAGUUGCUAGACAGGGAAGGUAAAGCGUUGCUGCAACGCUGCGACUGUCGCGAAGAGAGCGCGCGUGUGCGACAAGCCACGCGGCAACAUCGAGAUGCUGCUCGUGAGGGCAAUUCAUCGUGCGGAUCCGAAGAGGGGGAGCUUGAGAGCGACACGGAAGGAAAAAGUCAGGAAGAUGGAGAACAGGACGUCAAUGUCGCAGCCGGCCAUGCUAGCGCCCCCGUUACGAGCAACGACAUCUUCUCGGACAGGCAGGAAGAUGCCAUGGACACUCUUGCCUAGUCUCAAUGCUGCCGUCUUUACAGUUUGGGGCGCCUUCGAUGCAACAAAUCAUGAUUGCUUGUGCUGUACAUUCAAAAGGUUCAGUGACCAUGAAAUUGAAACACAUCCCCGUACCU